AUGCGCGAACGUAACACCUUACGUAAAGUGCAUUGCAUUACCGCAAAACGAAUUGACGUUGGUUGUGUUGUUCAGGGCGAAUCGAGUGAUCAAGAAGGGGGAGGAGAUAAUGUGGACAUAUGGGACCGUAUCAGCAAAACUUCCACAACCGAAGGUUCUCGUCAGAGGGCGUCAGCUGAAGCGAGUAGGAUUCCAGUGGCUUAUGACGAUCCAAUGGGAAUUAGUAGAUCGCCGUCUCUCAGUCAGCUUGCAAAAUCGACCACAUCUCUGUAUUUCGCGAUGAAAUCUGUUACACAGCUACUAGCCACGACUAAUGUGUAUUUGACUGUAGCAUACAGUUAUCGUAGUGCUAUUGAGGAGAGCUUCAGAAGAAUUGCGCUCAAACAUCCGUAUGCAGAGCCGUUUCGCACACACGACUCGGCAAUUGUCGUUAUCGGAGUAUCGUGA
Molecule: messenger RNA, 447 nt
Organism: Anisakis simplex (herring worm)
Lineage: Eukaryota; Metazoa; Nematoda; Chromadorea; Rhabditida; Anisakidae
Source: the annotation of a GenBank genome assembly